Messenger RNA from Paraglomus occultum, 1092 nucleotides. The record is from the annotation of a GenBank genome assembly. NCBI's taxonomy places the organism in Eukaryota, Fungi, Glomeromycota, Glomeromycetes, Paraglomerales, Paraglomeraceae.
AUGGACACUAGCACAAAUACUAACCUCACCGCAUCCACAGAAUUCACCGAAACGAAUUCACCUCCCCAAAAUGCCAAUGCCUCUUCCAAAUCGACCGCAAUUGCAUCUCUCAAGCCAACCGCAGUGCUAGGAGUCACCACAAAGAAGAUAAAUCUACCAAUAUCAAAGCCAGUCUUAAAACUCGAUGACGACGAUUUCACAGAAGUGAAUCAGACCGAAAAGAAAAAUGAGGAGGAGAAACCAGUAAAAAGUACAGACAAUAGUAUUCAAUGUGAGAGUGGAUUAGGGGUAUCUUCUUCCGCAGCAAUAACGACAACAAUCAUAUCAACGGUACAGAGCUCUUCAGAGUUACCAACAUCUUCAUCAAUUUCUUACAAUGUCCCCACUACCGCAACGUCCACACCUCAUGUUGCAGCUUAUUCCUCGACUUCUUCCUCCACUGGACAAUCACCAAAUGCCCAGGUCGGGUCAAAUAAAAGAAAAUUUAUCAAAUAUUCAGAUACUUACAAACCAGGAAUGGUCCGCGUCGGCUCUAAAUGGGUCUAUCCGGAAGACGAGAUUACAGAUGGUGGGACAUGGGAACAUAAAAAGCGUGCUGAGGAAAUGAAAAGGACUGCUGAACAAGCAGCAAUAUUGACCCAACAAGCUGAAGUAAAACGAGCACAUCACAUAGCAGAUUUCCUUCCCAAAGAAGAACUCGAAAAAUUCGAGCAAAAGGUUAAAGCCGUUAAAUCUGGCACUCCCGAUCCUUUACACGAAGAUUAUGCACAAAAUAAAUUGGAUCAGAAUAAUAUCGGAUUUAAGAUGCUAAUGAAACAAGGAUGGCAGGCUGGGACGGGUUUGGGGAAAACAGGAGAUGGUGUUGUCGCGCCUGUUAACAAGGCUGAUUCUCGACCACAAGGCGCAGGUCUUGGUCAAGAGAAGCCAGAUGGUGUUGCUGAAGAAGACGAUGAAUUUGAGAUUUAUCAAGGGAAGAGAGAGGACGAAGAAGAGCUUUCUGUUGUUUGGGAUGGUUGUUUUUAUUCACGUCGAGGUAGUUGCGGGACAGUUUACGAUAUAUAUAUGGACUGUGUAUAUACUAUUACAUUGUAA